UUUCACUUCCACGCUGCAGCUUCAAGACGCAGCUGAUCGGCGUCCUGCACACUGUAAAACAUCUGCGCCACACGUGGAAAGUUACCGGUAACCGCAGCCGAUCGGUCCCGUUAACGGAUUCCCAGCAGGAGGAGGUCAGGAGAGGAGAGGAGGAGAUGCCCCCGGACGACUCUCUGCCUCCGGCUCAGGACGAGGCGGUGAGUCAGAGCGCGGGUCAGUAUAAGGACACGGAGGACAGAGCCGCUCCUUCUAAACCUGCUCAGAGUGGAGAAACUGAGAACCAGGAAGGACUCCCAAGCUCGAAGGAGCAGCAAACCCCGGACUCCGCUGGUUGUGGACCUGAACUCGUCCGUGACCGUGGAUCUGUUCCUGCCCCCAGCAUCAUGUCACUAAAGAGCAGCUGGUCGAUGGCGUCUCCGCUUCACUUCGGUGGAUCUGCUGAUGAAAUACCCAAAAUAGAAGAGCAGAGCUCCGAGGUCCCACACAGUCAGCCUGAUCCAGACUACCAGACUCCUUCUGACAUCUUGUAUACGCUGCUGGAGCAGAGCAUCUUCACUUUCAUGAAGAGUGAACUGAAGAAGCUCCUGAAUCCAGAUUACCCAGGAUGCUCUGAGAAUGAGGUGGAGGAUGAGGAUGAAGACCAGAGGAGCUGCAGAGACGCAUUUCAGAAGAUAUUACUGCACUUCCUGAGGGGGAUGAAGUGGAACGACCUUGCUAAACGCCUGCAGAGCAGAUCUUCAAUUCCCCGCAAGCUGAAAUCCACCCUGAAGAAGAGGUUCCAGUAUGUGCUUGAGGGCAUCUCUGAAGCUGGAAACUCGACGCUCCUGAAUCAGAUCUACACGGAGCUCCACGUCACAGAGGGAGGGACUGCAGAGGUCAGAGAGGAGCAUGAGGUCCUGCAGAUUGAAACAGCAUCCAGGAGAGCAGACAGGGCAGAAACCAGCAUCAGGCCUGAAGACAUCUUCAAAGUCUCACCUGGAAGGUCUCAGCCGGCACGAACGGUGCUGACAAAGGGAGUGGCUGGCAUCGGGAAGACGGUCCUCACACAGAAGUUCACUCUGGACUGGGCUGAAGACAAAGCCAACCCGGACAUCCACUUCACAUUUCCGUUCACCUUCAGAGAGCUGAAUGUGCUGAAAGAGAAGAAGUUCAGCUUGCUGGGACUUGUUCAUCACUUCUUUCCCGAAACCAGAGAGGCAGAAAUCUGCAGCUUUGAAGAUUCCCGGGUGGUCUUCAUCUUUGACGGCCUGGACGAGUGUCGACUCCCUCUGGACUUCACCAACACCGAGAUCCUGACUGAUGUUACCGAGUCCGCCUCAGUGGGUGUGCUGCUGACGAACCUCAUCAGGGGAGAGCUGCUUCCCUCUGCUCGCCUCUGGAUCACCACCCGACCCGCAGCAGCCAAUCAGAUCCCUGCCGACCGUGUGGACAUGGUGACAGAGGUCCGAGGGUUCACCGACCCGCAGAAGGAGGAGUACUUCAAGAGGAGGUGCAGGGAGGAGGAGCAGGCCAGGAGGAUUGUCUCCCACGUCAAGACCUCGCGGAGCCUCCACAUCAUGUGCCACAUCCCCGUCUUCUGCUGGAUCACCGCUACGGUUCUGGAGGAGGUGCUGAGGAGCUCAGAGGGAGGAGAGCUGCCCAAGACCCUGACUCAGAUGUACAUCCACCACCUGACUGUCCAGGCCAGAGUCCAGAAGGUCAAGUAUGCUGGAGGAGCCGUCGGAGAUCCACUCUGGAGUCCAGAGAGCAGGCAGAUGAUCAGCUCUCUGGGGAAACUGGCCUUCGAUCAGAUGCAGAAAGGAAACCUGAUCUUCUAUGAAUCUGACUUGACAGAAUGUGGCGUCGAUGUCCCAGCAGCCUCCAUGUGCUCAGGACUCUUCACACAGAUCUUUAGAGAGGAGAAAGGCCUGCACCAGGGCAGGGUGUUCUGCUUCAUCCAUCUCAGCCUUCAGGAGUUUCUGGCUGCUCUUCGUGUCCAUCAGACCUUCAUCGAGUCUGGAGUCAACCUGCUGGACGAUCGCAAAACAAAUUUCCGGUCAAAAAUCUUCAAGAUGAAACCCAAGCUCCACCUCCUCCAUCAGAGAGCAGUGGACGAGGCCUUGAAGAGUUCCAGUGGACACCUGGACUUGUUCCUCCGCUUCCUCCUGGGCCUCUCACUCCCGGCCAAUCAGGAGCUCUUGCGAGGUUUGCUGCUGCAGACAGGAAGUAGCCCACAGGCCAAUCAGAAGACAGCCCAGUACAUCAAGGAGAAGCUGAGCGAGAGUCUGUCUGCAGAGAGAAGCAUCAACCUGUUCCACUGUCUGAAUGAGCUGAACGACGGCUCUCUGGUGGAGGAGAUCCAGCAGUCCCUCAGCUCAGGACGCCUCUCCAAGGAGAAAAUGUCUCCCGCCCAGUGGUCGGCGCUGGUUUUCUGUUUACUGUCCUCUGAAGAGGAGCUGGAGGUCUUUGACCUGGAGAAAUACGAUGCUUCAGAGGAGGCUCUUCUGAAGCUGCUGCCUGUGGUCAAGGCUUCCAACAAAGCUCAGCUGGGUGGUUGUAACCUGUCAGAGAGAAGCUGUGCAGCUCUGUCCUCAGUCCUCAGCUCUCAGUCCUCCAGGCUGAAGCAUCUGGACCUGAGUAACAACAGCCUGCUGGAUUCAGGAGUGACGCUGCUGUCGGACGGACUGCAGAGUCCAAACUGUAAACUGGAAGCUCUCAUACUGAGCGGCUGUAAGGUGUCAGAGGGAAGCUGUGCGGCUCUGUCCUCAGUCCUCAACUCUCAGUCCUCCAGUCUGAAACAUCUGGACCUGAGUAACAACAACCUGCAGGAUUCAGGAGUGACUCUGCUGUCCAACGGACUGCAGAGUCCAAACUGUAAACUGGAAGCUCUCAGACUGAGCACCUGCAACCUGUCAGAGAGAAGCUGUGCAGCUCUGUCCUCACUCCUCAGCUCCCAGUCCUCCAGUCUGAAACUUCUGGACCUGAGUAACAACAGCCUGCAGGAUUCAGGCGUGACGCUGCUGUCGGACGGACUGCAGAGUCCAAACUGUAAACUGGAUAAUCUGAGCCUGUCAGGGUGUCUGGUCUCCGAGGAGGGAUGCGACUCUCUGGUCUCAGCUUUGACCUCCAGCGCCUCCCGUCUGACCGAGCUGGACCUGACUUACAACCAUCCGGGAGAUUCAGGACUGAAGCAGCUGCAUGCUGCUGUGGAGGACCCGCACUGCGGACUGAACACUCUCAGGGUGCAGCCGGCUGGAGUUCAGUGGCUGAGAGCAGACCUCAGGAAGUAUUCCUGUGAGCUGACUGUGGACAGGGACACGGUCCACCGAGAAAUCACGCUGUCGGAGAACGGCAGGAGGCUGCGGCAGGUGCAGGAGCCACAGGACUAUCCCGAUCACCCACACAGGUUCGAGGCCUCGCACCAGUUUCUGUGUGAAAAUCCUCUGACUGGUCGCUGCUACUGGGAGGUGGAGUGGAGCGGAGGAGUCCACAUCUCCGUCGCUCACAGCAGAGUCAGCAGGAAAGGGAAGUCCGACCAGUGCUGGUUCGGAGGAAACGACCACUCCUGGAGUCUGUUCUCCUCCGAUGGAGGGUACUCUGUGUGGCACAACAAGAGGGGCACGUCCAUCCCCUCCUCCUCCUCCUCCUCCUCCUCCUCCUCCUCGUCUUCCUCCUCCUCCUCCUCGUCUUCCUCCUCCUCCUCCUCUGGUAGAGUCGGAGUGUAUGUGGACCAUCCUGCUGGCACCCUGUCCUUCUACAGAGUCUCAGACUCUCUGAUCCACCUCCACACCUUCAGGGCCACGUUCACUGAAGCUCUGUACGCCGGCUUUGGCUUCUGGUCCUGGUCUGUGGUGGCUCCGCCCUCCUCCGUGUUCCUGUGUCCUCUGGAGAGGGAUGAUCGCCGGCUCUAGACCCCCCCCCCCUAUGUGUGGUUAACUUUAACUGAUGAUCAACAAAGUAGGCUUUCUUUGAAACAAGCCAUUUAAAUAGAAAGGUUUAAAAAUAGUUAGAAGCUAGCUAGUUUUCAGUAUUUACUCUCAAACUCAAAACGUCUAAUGAGCGGAUAUAGUUUGCUCGUUUUUUAAGUUAUGUGUAAUAUUGUUGGUCAGUAAGAGACUGUAUAUCUUGGCAUUAAUGUACUGUAAAGGCAUUUUAAGGGUGGCUUAAUGAGAAACGUUUCUACAACACAAACAAAAUCUGACAUAUAGUAUGUGAUGUUGCUCUGUAUUUGGUCACUUCAGGGUAUUUGGCAGUAUAAUUACCACGUACUGGUGAUUUAUUGUGACUUCAACAAGAUCUCGUUGUUACAUUUUUCUAUUUCCACGUUCCUUGUUAAAAGUCCAGCUGGGUUUUAAAGGGAACCACAUUCAAGUCACUCAAACGGCUGUCCAAGCAUAGCAGGGUAUUUAUUUCACCUUUAUUUUACUGGGCACUUCAAUUGCGAACUAUAAAUGUAUAACUUAUUUCUGGUUUAAGCUGGCAUUUGACCACCUUUGAUUGGGUUCAAACAGUGGAUUUCAAUGCUUUUACAUCCUCUUAGCGAAUUACUUAUUUAUGUAUUUAUUUUAUUUUGUUAUAUUUCAGCUUUACUUUAUCAGGAAGGUCAGUUGAGAAACAGUUCUCAUUUUCAAUGACUUGCUGGCCAAGAGGAGUUUAUAUUAUAGACGUACAUGAAAUGAUAUAAUCUCCCACAAUCUUGAAAAAAGAAAGUAGCAUUUACAGUGUUUACAGUGAUCGAUAUGAAGAAACAAACGGAUACCAGCGAAAAACAACUGCAGUGAACCUUCAUCCCUGGUACUUAUGGAAUAAAUAUAGAAAAUUUUAAGGUCUGUUGCAGAUGAUUCCAGUUAUUUGCUGCAGAAUAUUGAAAUGAGGAGCAACCAAAUGACGUACAGGCUUUAAGUAUGAUGACUAACUGACCAGGGUACGACCAAUCAGUCGUCUACAAAAAUAGCCUGAAUGUCUAGAAGGGAGUGUAGAGACAAACAGGAAAGAAAUGUUACUAUUUUACAAAUAAAUAAACUAAUAUUUCAGUUAAGAAAACCAGAAGUCCAUCUGAAUCAUCAUAGGAUAUGAUGUUUUUUUUUUGUUUACCUUUUUUUAAAAUGAUUAUCAUAAUUCACAUUUGAAAAAUAGUAAUACAUUUUUAUGGUCACAAAUUUGUCACUGGCCUUCUUGUUUGGUAUUUAGAUGCACUCAAAUACUUUUACCUUGCACAAUUCAAAUGCACAAUAAUAAAAAUGAAUGAGAUUAAAGAUGGCAGAGAGAGAGGCGGGACGGAGUGUAGCUGGAGCUUCCUCCUAAUAAGAACGGAAUUCAGAGUACAGAAAUUACAUCAAGUGAAACUCGAGAGAGUAAAGUACUGCGGAGU
Salarias fasciatus (jewelled blenny) is the source of this 5350-nucleotide messenger RNA. Its product is annotated as NLR family CARD domain-containing protein 3-like. Gene Ontology annotation, molecular function: protein binding. The record is from RefSeq and is a predicted model, not a curated record. The transcript is spliced from 12 exons. Lineage: Eukaryota; Metazoa; Chordata; Actinopteri; Blenniiformes; Blenniidae. Bases 156 to 3890 code for a protein of 1244 amino acids.